Trichoplusia ni (cabbage looper) is the source of this 2136-nucleotide messenger RNA. Its product is annotated as arginine/serine-rich coiled-coil protein 2. Lineage: Eukaryota; Metazoa; Arthropoda; Insecta; Lepidoptera; Noctuidae. The record is from RefSeq and is a predicted model, not a curated record. The transcript has 10 exons. Bases 296 to 1474 code for a protein of 392 amino acids.
AAUAGACUCGAUAGAAAAGCUAAAACGUCAAUUUCAUUAAUUUUCACUGCUUUGAGUGAGCUAUAUUUAUUUUCACAUUGUGAAAAUAAGAAUUAUUGUGUUAUAUUGUUAAAAGAACUGUUCACAAACAUAAAGUAAGAAAUAGUAAUGGAUUGUCUUGUUGGGUACGGUAGCGAUGACGAUAAUGAAUCUGAGCGAUAUGGAAGCCAACAACCAUCGAAUGAUAUUAUAGGUGGGAGCUGGCGGCUCCGGAGGUCGCCGUCGGGACGACGAUACCAACUACGAUGACGUCAACAUGGACAUGAGCGAGGACUCGCAGGGCGCUGAGUCGGAGCCCGAGCUGCCUCAGGCGGAACCCACGCCAUCCACACAGACGUCUAGGGAUGGACGUAGAGGAUCAAAUGACAGUCGCGAACGUGAUCGCGAUCGUGUUGACCGCGAACGUGAGCGCGCGGAUCGCGAGUUCGACCGGCGGGAGCGGCGCCGCGAGUCACCGCCCCGCGCCCGGCCUGAACGCGGCGACCGCGCUGAGCGCCCCGACCGCGAGAAGGAGCGACGCUCGCCGCGCAGGGAUGACAGGUACAGGAUGGAUCGCGAACGUGACCGCAUUCGAACACACGAGGGUCGGCGCGGCUUGCUGGGGGACCGGCCGGAUGACAGGGAAAAGGUCCCUGCCCUCAUGGACCUCAAACCUUUCAGCGGAGAAAUGCCACCAGACAUGAACAGGAAGUCCCAAGAUGCAAGAGAUGCUGUGUCACCCAGAUUCGUAGACCGCGAUCGUCGUGAGCGCGAGAGGGACAGAGAACGCGAGCGAGACAGGGACCGUCACGGUCGACGCUCCGAGGAGAAAAGGUCAUCUAGUCACCGUCAUGACCGUCGCGACAGAUCCCGCUCCAAGUCCCGCGGAGCGCAGUACCCGCCGCCGGGACACUCCUCCAGCUCCUCAGAGCGAAGGUCAUCGCCACCUUCCGGUGACUACCGACCUUCAUCAUACAAAGUCAACAAGAAACUUGAAGUUAUGGAGAAAAUGGGUCUUCAGAUCAAGACUCCGGAUGGGUCGAUGGCCACCGCCCAGCAGUUGCGCGCGGCUGCCAGCGAGGUGCCCGCGCAGGGCUCACACCUACCCUCCUACUACAACCCCAGCGCUGUCAAUGCCAACAAGAUUAUGGAUCAGGUACAGAAGCGUAAGUUGCUCUGGUCUAACAAGAAUAAAUCUGAGGCGGAGGAAGCGGCCAAGUGGAGUGGCACUCGCUUCGCACAGGACGCCGAUGGCAAGCAAGUGUCCAAGUUUAUGAGGCUCAUGGGCAUUAAGGAACCAGGAGCUGUAAAGACCGAAACUCCAGACAAGACAGUAGAUCCAAUCAAGAAGCAAGAAGAGCUCUUCCAGGCCAUGCAGGCACAGUACGAGGUGGCCAGAGCGACGACCCACACCAUGCGGGGCGUGGGCCUCGGCUUCCAACGCGGACAGUACUAAAACACGGUCCUGAAGCACAGUGCCUAGUGUUGUGUGUGUCAGAGCUACGAACUACAGCUAGCUCAAGUCGGAACUUCGGGAUAAAUCGGUAGUUGUGCUACUGAGUGUACGGCAGUCGAGAAAGGGUGUGAAAUGCUUGUGUUGCUGUGUGAAACAUGUGUUGUUAAUACUUGUCAAUUGUCAGGGUUUGAAUUGUACAAACAAUUUAAAAAAUAACCAAAUUUUACUUUGUCAUGUAAGAGGCCUUUAAAGAUAACUUUGUUUUGACUGUGUGUAACAUAAAUUUUAGAGAUUUAUAUAAUUUUUUAAUAACUUUCAAUGCUAUUGUUCACACCUUUGCUCGCAAGCACUGCCAUAAACUGAAUAUCAGAGAAAUUUGUGUGUUUAUAUCUUGUGAAUGAUAAUAACAUUUAAAUGUCUAUUAAUCAUUGUAGGAAGUUUGGCUGGAGGAAUCAGAAAAGGAUGUAGGUAUAGGAAGAUGUAGUGUGUAAAUUAUUUAAGGUACAUGACAGCACUUGUUAGAGAUUAGAAUGGCUACUACAAGUAGUUAGGGGAGCUUUAUAAGUAUGUAGAUUCUAUAAUCCAUAUACUUUUGGAUUGGGAUCAAAUGAUUGUAGCGACUAGCGUACAGAAAGUCUACCACAAAGUAAAUUAUACUUCCA